CUUCUUCAUCUUGUUCUCUGGCCGGCGAACGAUCGAUAAAGGUCUCUCCUUUUUUCCGUUUUCCGUUCCGUUUUCAGGAUUAAAACCUGGGUUUUUGUUGUUGGUUGGUUUAGAUAUGGCUCUGGCUCAGUUUUGCGUUUCCCAUGCUGCUCUAUUUCCUUGUCCAAGGCAUGGACUUCAACAAACAGGAAAACCCAAAAGGUCUUCUUUAAGGAUGUCAGCUUUACUAUCAAAUGGAUUGAGAAUGAAAAGUGUUUCUGGUUUGCGAGGUGCCAAUUCCUUAGGUAGCCUUUUUAUAGGCAGUCAAGAUUUCCAUUCAAAGGCUGCAUCUUCAAUGUUUUCCCGCCGUAGAAAGUCUAGCCGGUUUGUUACUAGAGCUAUGUUUGAGCGCUUCACAGAAAAAGCUAUCAAAGUAAUUAUGCUUGCCCAAGAGGAAGCUAGACGGCUUGGCCACAAUUUUGUUGGCACAGAGCAAAUUCUUUUGGGUCUUAUAGGUGAAGGUACUGGUAUUGCUGCAAAGGUUCUUAAAUCUAUGGGCAUUAAUCUUAAAGAUGCACGAGUCGAAGUGGAGAAGAUAAUUGGAAGGGGAAGUGGGUUUGUUGCUGUUGAGAUUCCUUUCACCCCACGUGCAAAACGUGUGUUGGAACUCUCAUUGGAGGAAGCCCGUCAGCUUGGACAUAAUUAUAUUGGAUCAGAGCAUCUUCUUUUGGGGCUCCUUCGGGAAGGUGAAGGUGUAGCAGCUCGUGUUCUUGAGAAUUUAGGUGCUGAUCCGAGUAAUAUCCGCACACAGGUUAUUCGCAUGGUUGGUGAGGGUAAUGAAGUUGGUGUCGUUCCUGGAGGAUCAACCAGUAGUAAUAAGAUGCCAACACUGGAGGAAUAUGGAACUAAUUUGACUAAACUAGCUGAGGAGGGUAAAUUGGAUCCUGUUGUUGGGAGGCAGACACAAAUAGAACGUGUUACCCAAAUUUUAGGCAGGCGGACUAAAAACAAUCCAUGUCUUAUUGGAGAACCUGGUGUAGGAAAAACGGCAAUUGCUGAAGGUCUUGCACAACGUAUUGCUAGUGGUGAUGUUCCUGAAACAAUUGAGGGGAAGAAGGUUAUAACUCUGGAUAUGGGUCUUCUGGUUGCUGGAACAAAAUACCGAGGAGAAUUUGAGGAAAGAUUGAAGAAGUUGAUGGAGGAGAUCAAACAAAGUGAUGAAAUAAUUUUGUUUAUUGAUGAGGUGCACACUUUAAUUGGUGCAGGUGCUGCAGAAGGAGCGAUUGAUGCUGCUAAUAUCUUGAAGCCAGCCCUUGCAAGAGGUGAAUUGCAGUGUAUUGGAGCUACAACACUGGAUGAGUACAGAAAGCACAUCGAGAAAGACCCAGCUUUGGAAAGACGUUUCCAGCCAGUCAGAGUGCCUGAACCAUCUGUUGAAGAAGCUAUACAAAUUUUGAGAGGUUUAAGGGAGCGUUAUGAAAUUCACCACAAGCUACGUUAUACAGAUGAAGCUCUAGAAGCAGCCGCAAAGCUUUCAUACCAGUACAUCAGUGACCGUUUUCUUCCCGACAAGGCAAUUGACUUGAUUGAUGAAGCUGGUUCUCGUGUUCGGCUUCGUCAUGCUCAGCUCCCUGAGGAAGCUAGAGAGCUUGAAAAAGAGCUCAGGCAGAUCACCAAGUCAAAGAAUGAAGCCGUUCGUAGCCAGGACUUCGAGAAGGUAAGGCCGGUGAAUUGCGUGAUCGAGAACUUGAGCUCAGGACUCAGAUUGAUGCCAUCCAAAUGAAAAACAAGGA
Messenger RNA from Rubroshorea leprosula, 1772 nucleotides. The record is from the annotation of a GenBank genome assembly. Lineage: Eukaryota; Viridiplantae; Streptophyta; Magnoliopsida; Malvales; Dipterocarpaceae.